Molecule: messenger RNA, 732 nt
Organism: Exserohilum turcica Et28A
Lineage: Eukaryota; Fungi; Ascomycota; Dothideomycetes; Pleosporales; Pleosporaceae
Exons: 2
Coding region: 1-732 (243 amino acids)
Biological process (GO): cytoskeleton-dependent cytokinesis
Cellular component (GO): dynactin complex
Source: RefSeq, a predicted model, not a curated record
AUGGACGAGUACGAGGAGGCUGUUCUGUUCACGUUUUCGCUGCUCGAGUCACGGCUAGACCGGCUGGAAUAUGUGCUCGGCGGGGCGGCGGACGCAGGCAGGGACGGGCCCAAGACGAUAGUCGAAAGAAUACACAGGAUCGAGCAGUCACUGCAGCAGCUGGCGGGCAAGACGGCAUUGCUGGACGAAGCCAACAAUCUAUUAAGCAAGCACAAGGACGUGCUGAAGCCUGAGGGCCACGGCGACGACUUGGACUACGACGACGACGACGACUUGGACUUUGACGACGACUUUGACGGGCCUCGGCUGUCGACGGGGCACAAGACAGCACUGGUUGUUGAACGGGCGACCAGCUUUGCGACGACGGCGUCACAGCUCAAAGCGCUUGAAGAUCAGCACAUGGCUACGACGGAGGGAUUUGCGAAGCUUGCGGCGCUGCGACCGCGCAUUGCAGAGGCGGAAGGGCGGCAGUUGCAGCAAGCACUGAAGAUUUCGGAGCUGCGGCGCAGGAAUGGGCUGGUGAACCAGCGGUACAAACAGGUCAUGUUGCUUGGCGGAGGGCGGUGCUGGGUGGACGUCAACGAGCGGCUGACCAGGGCGCUGCGGGGACUUGUGCGCGAGGAACACCGACGGCAGGCUGCGGAUGGGAUGAUGGGGGAGCAUGAGGCGGGGGCAGGGGCGCAGGCACAGGCGGGCGCGGAGAGCGAGGAGGGCGAGGAUGAUGAGUUGUGA